Pollicipes pollicipes is the source of this 1908-nucleotide messenger RNA. Its product is annotated as GDP-fucose protein O-fucosyltransferase 2. The transcript has 10 exons. Gene Ontology annotation, biological process: protein O-linked glycosylation via fucose. The record is from RefSeq and is a predicted model, not a curated record. Lineage: Eukaryota; Metazoa; Arthropoda; Thecostraca; Pollicipedomorpha; Pollicipedidae. Gene Ontology annotation, molecular function: peptide-O-fucosyltransferase activity. The coding region runs from base 222 to 1496 and encodes 424 amino acids.
CGGGGCUGUUGUUUGGGAUGUGGGUUUAGCAAUAUUUUUCAAGAUAUAUGUUUAGCAUGCAGUUAACGUACCGGACCAAAUCUAGAGACUGUGAUUUUUUGUACCGCAUUCAGACAUUUUGUGCGGGGCAGUUAGUGCGCUUAUGUAGUUCCAGCAAUGUGGUUUAGUCAUCUCGUGUUAUAUUCUCAAGCAGUAGAUCUUGACUGAGUUGUACAAUAAACAUGCUGCAGUUUUGGGCUUACACCAUGGUCUUCUUGCUGGCCCUGCAUUACUGCAGCAGUGAGCAAGCCUGCUUUAAGGAUGGCUCUUGUGAUGAAACCACAUCUUCAGUCUAUGACAGGUACCUGCUGUACGACGUCAACCCCGGCGAGGGCUUCAACCUGCGCCGGGACGUCUACAUGCGCGUGGCGAGCGCGGUCGCGCGGCUCAGCGGUCGCGGCCACUGGACUCUGGUCCUACCACCGUGGGGCCCGCUGUACCACUGGCAGGUGACGCGCGGUCAACACAGCGUGGGCGUGCCUUGGAGCCGCUUCUUCGACCUGGAUAGCCUGGACAAAUACGUGCCCGUCAUGGAGUUCGACCAAUAUAGGAAAGAGAGCGGCGCGCGGGUGGAGAGCGCCCUCCAGCUGCAGGACUACGCCGAGGGCUGGCGCGACGGCCAGUUCGACGAGAAGUGGGACCGCAGACCGUGCCUGCACAAGGCAAGAUUUAGGCGGUCAGGGGAAGACCACGAGGCCCUCAUGUGGGGUGAAGUGACCCUUCGCGUGGCCUACUUCAGCUGCGUGUCAAUACAGGGCACCUCGGAGACUCUGGCGGACAUGGUGGGCAGCAUGCCACACAGGUCCGUGUUGGUGGACCGGGCCGAGGCCGUGCUGCACCGCCACUACGGCAGCGCCGACUUCUGGGCGGUGCGGCGCAGCAUGCGCUUCGCGCGCCACCUGGUGGAGGAGGCGGCCGCGCUGCGGCGCGACCUCCUCCGGUCGGAUGACGUCACCGACCGCACAGAGUACUCUGACGACUGGAGGCAGAUGAAGGCGGUGCCCGGUAGCGCCCGCGGCGGUCCCUACCUGGCCGUCCAUCUGCGGCGGCGCGACUUCGUCUCGGGCCGGGCGCGCACGGUGCCGUCGCUGGCGGCGGCGGCGCGCGCCAUCUCGGCCGCGCUCGGCCGGCUCCGGCUCGACACGGUCUUCCUGGCGACGGACGCGCCACGCUCAGAGGUGCGCCAGCUGAAGGAGCUGCUGAAGCCGUUCACGGUGGUGCGGCCGGCGCCGCGGAAGGACCUGCUGGCAGGCGAGGAGGCCAUCGUCGACCAGAUCGUCUGUAGCCACGCCAGGCACUUCAUCGGCAGCUACGAGUCGACCUUCUCGUUCCGGAUCCAGGAGGAGCGCGAGAUCCUGGGCUUCGACGCCGAGUCCACGUUUAACCGGCUGUGUGGAGAGGCCGAGGGAGACGCCUGCGACCAGCCCACGCGCUGGCGCAUUGAGUACGACGCGUGACGGUCCCUGUGACCUGGUCUGAGCCAAGGGGUCGUGGACAGACUCGUCGACAGGCCGCGGCUGGCCCGGCACGGGGUGGCACGGCCUCUGCUGAUUGGGGCGUUGCGCAUGGGUAAUCGAACCGCCAUCGGGCUCUCACCGCAGCACGUCAUGUACCGCCGGCGGUUGGGCCGCACGGCCUGCCCUCACGUGACCUGACCUGACACGGUGGGACAAAACGGGUCGCUCGCCUGCUCCGAGCUUCGGUGGCGACUCCGGCCAGCCCAGACGCCACUAUCUGUGCUGCCCGCUUUCGUCCCGUGGCCGCUCUGCCGUAUCCGGCCCUCGGUGGAUCCCAGCCCCCGCUGACCGCCGUCGGUACCUCUCGCCUGGCUUAAGGCCAGACUGCCGCGUCUCGCGUGUUACAUGCGGA